Heterostelium album PN500 is the source of this 1737-nucleotide messenger RNA. RefSeq lists its product as uncharacterized. Lineage: Eukaryota; Evosea; Eumycetozoa; Acytosteliales; Acytosteliaceae. The transcript has a single exon. The coding region runs from base 1 to 1737 and encodes 578 amino acids. The record is from RefSeq and is a predicted model, not a curated record.
AUGGAGAAGAAUAGUUUCGAUAAGUUUGAUUCAAGAUCCUAUGCCAGGUGUUAUUGGCAUAAAUGGGAACCCAAACAGUAUAUCAUAUUAAUCGAAAAGGCAAAUGACCUCCUUAUAAAGUAUUCAAAAGAACUAUCGGAUUUGGUAUCUUCAUCUUAUAGUUGGUAUGCUUGCUCUGCCAUCUAUUCAUCAAAUAAGAUCGAGGAUACUGGUCUUUCACUUGAGGAGACAAAAAACAUUGUCAUCGAAUAUCUAAAUCCCAACUCUAUGGAUAGACUACUCAGUGAUAUCGAAAAGACUAAUGAUCAAAGUAGAAAAGAGGUUCUUCAACAUCUGUCAGCAUUCCAAUACUUGUGUAGAGAGAAUCUUCAUAGUGAUCUUUCAGAAGAUAUCAUACUUGAGACACAUCGCUUACUAAUGAAUGGUUUGGUUCGAGAAGACGGUAUGGAUGCUAGAGCAGGUAGUUAUCGUGAUACUGAUAUUACAGUUGGAAAAGAUGGUCAACCAUGUGUAAGUUCUGAUGACAUUGUACCAAUAAUGAAGAGGUUAGCAACAUGGUUCAACCAGAUAAAGUCAAAACCAUUCGAUCCAUUUGUUACUGCAACCAUUUUGAAGACAAGAUUUCUCCAUAUUCAUCCAUUUAUCGAUGGAAAUGGCAGAUUGUCACGGCUCCUUAUGAACUGGGUUCUUUUGUCUAAAGGAUUACCUUUUCCAAUUUCCUUACAAGCAGGGUUUAGUUAUCAAGCAAAGAAGAACUACUUUCAUUGCUUUAAUGCUAAUGAUCCAACCAAACCUUUGUCAUCACUUGUACUCGAGUCGGUACAUACACACUUUUGUUCGUUCUUUGAAAGAGUUAAAUUUACAAAACCAGAGAUACCCCCAUUUAUUAGCUCGAUCAAUUCUCACACCUACUUUGAUAGAUUACCAACUUGGAGAGAUGGAAACGGAUAUGAUAUUGAUCAAAUGCAAGAUAUGAUAAAUAAAUACACCAGUGAAAAUAAUUAUGAUGUCAUAAAGAUGCAGAAAAUCUUCAAUUUGAGAGCAUUACAAUUUGCGAUUCACUCCCGUAUCGACCUACAAGGUAGCAACCUUACUCUUACUAAAGAUCAUCUGACUCCUAUCAUCAUCAAUGACUAUAAUACUGUAACAGAUCUUUCAACUACCCCACAUUUUAAAGGUGAUUUCUCUCGUACAUUAGAAGAAAUGACUCGAUUGACAAAAGCAUUUAGAUAUCUUUGUGUGGAUAAAGUCAAGUCAGAUUUAAAUGUUGAGUUGAUAUUAUCAACACUUCAUAUUCUAUUCAAUUCAUCCACUAGCUAUAGAACAGAUGAUGUAUACAUUGGAUCUCAUUUGUUUCCAUCACCCCACUGUCUUAAGUCUAAUCUUGAGACAAUAGUCAAUAGUUACAAAGAAAAAGUGUCUAAAAUUGAAUCAACUAGCGGAAUACAAGAAAAGAUUGUUAUUUCAACUUGGCUCAUGUAUGAAAUUCUUGCACUCCAUCCUUUCCAAGAUGGAAAUGGUAGAAUAUCUCGUCUCCUUCUUAAUUGGUCAUUAUUACAUUUGGGAAGUAAUUUUCCAGUUAUUUUUGGAAAAGAAAAGGGUGUCAAGCAUGGUCACAGAGACUUAGUCGUUUCUAUCCAAUUAGCAAGAUCAAAUCUUGGUUCACCAACCAUUCUCGCUACACGUGUUCUUCUGUCUCUUUAUAACGCAUGGGAAUCACUCACCACUGAUAAAUAA